AAAGAGCAUUCUAAGUGUGACAUUGUUGAAAACAAUAUGUGUGAAACUUUUAAUUCUUGGAUACUAGUUGCUAGACAUAAGGCUAUCAUAACUAUGCUAGAGUAGAUUAGGCACAAGAUAAUGGACAGAAAUAUUGCAAUGAGGCAAUUUGCUGAAACUUGGAUCUCAGAUAUCUCUCCUAUGGCUAGACUAGUACUAGAAGAGAACAAAGAUCUUGCUAGAUUUUGUGAAGUUAGAUUCAAUGGUGAUAUUGGGUAUGAAAUCUUAGAUGGUCAAUACAGACAUAUUGUUGAUAUAAGAAAGAAGACAUGUACAUGUAGAACAUGGCAAUUGAGGGGCAUACCAUGUCAACAUGCUGUGCUUGCAUAUCAGCACAAAGGCAUAGAACCUGAACAUGAAGUGGUACAUUGGUAUAGGAAAGAGACUUCUUUGAAGGCUUAUAAUCAUUUUCUACAGCCAAUACCAAACAUGAAAAUGUGGCCUCACACUAGUGGUGUAGUGAUUGAACCUCCUGAACCAAAAGUCAUGCCUGAUAGGCCACCAAAGUGCAGAAGAAAGGCAAAGAAUGAGCCUAGAAAAAAGUAUGGAAAGUUAUCCAAAAGAGGAGUAAAAAUGACAUGUUCACUGUGUCAUCAAGUAGGCCACAACAAAAAAUCUUGUCCAACAUUGGCUGAAAUGGGACAAACUGGAGGCUACCCAAACAGGAAACCAAGCUCAAGCCAACCAUCACUGUCUAGCCAACCAUCAAGCUCAAGCCAGCCACCACUUUUUAGCCAACCAUCAAGCUCAAGUCAGCCACCACUUUUUAGUAGACCAUCAAGCUCAAGUCAGCCACCAGUAUUCAAUCAUCAAGGUAGUUCUAUGUGUUUUGAUUCUUCAGCUGUUAGAACAGAGCAACAACCUGCUAAAAGCAGAGGCACAUGCAGAGGUAGAGGCACUGGGAGAGGCACUGGGAGAGGUACUGACAGAGGAACUGGUAGAGGCACUGGGAGAGGUACUGGCACUGCCAGUGAAAUUGGAAGAGGCAGUGUUUUCAACAUUGGAGGUGUAUCAAGUCAGCAACCUGAUCAACCAAGGGCUGUGGAAGCUUCAAUAUCAACAGGAAGACAAAAAAGGACCAAGACUAUAGGAUUUGGCAUCUAUACAAAUGCAAGUGGUAGUCAAACCUUUAAUCCUGGUACUUCAGGAGAAAAAGUUAUCAAUUCGAGAGUUUAUAAGGAUGCAUCUCCAACAAAUAUUGAUAUUGGUUAUAAGCCUCGAGGACUCAAGUGGAAUGGUGGAGAUGCUGUCACUGGUUCACAGUUGCAACGUAUCACUCAGUCAAGGAAAAACAAGCGUGGAACAUCUAGUGCACCAAAGAAUGCCUAAUUUAUGUAUUUAUGUAGACUAGUCACUUUUUGGUUGUGUAAUUAGCAGCAGAAAUUUGUAUUGACUGCUUUAAAACUUGGAGCUCACUAGAGCAAAUUAAUGGCAUGAAUGAUCAAUUUUAACUGCUUUUGAGACA
This is a messenger RNA of Solanum lycopersicum (tomato), 1504 nucleotides long. The record is from RefSeq and is a predicted model, not a curated record. NCBI's taxonomy places the organism in Eukaryota, Viridiplantae, Streptophyta, Magnoliopsida, Solanales, Solanaceae.